This is a messenger RNA of Drepanopeziza brunnea f. sp. 'multigermtubi' MB_m1, 1059 nucleotides long. RefSeq lists its product as uncharacterized. Lineage: Eukaryota; Fungi; Ascomycota; Leotiomycetes; Helotiales; Drepanopezizaceae. Gene Ontology annotation, cellular component: mitochondrion. The record is from RefSeq and is a predicted model, not a curated record. Gene Ontology annotation, molecular function: thiosulfate-cyanide sulfurtransferase activity.
AUGGCGGCAGCUACAGCUACAGCUACAGCUACAGUCAAGAGAUCCUUCCCCCUCUCCCUCUUCCCCCGGGCCGCAUCUCCUCGCUAUCCCACCCAAUUCUCCCGCACAACCUACAAGAUGUCCUCGUCCAGCUCCCGCUCCCUCUCCUCCUACCUCGUCACGCCCUCCGAGCUCCAUGCCGCCCUCAAGAAGAACUCACCCUCCAAGAUCUCCACUGCGCCGCGAACUGUCGCUCUCUGCGCGAGUUGGUUCCUCCCUAACGACGGCCGCAAGGGCCUAGAUACCUUUCGGGAGAAGCGCAUUCCUUCUGCGCGCUUCUUCGACUUGGACAAAGUCAUCGACAAACGCUCCCCUUACCCGCACAUGCUGCCCUCCAAGUCCGACUUCGCCCAGGCGAUGAGCGCACUGGGAAUCAAGCGCGAUGACACGGUCGUCGUCUACGAUACUGCCGAACUGGGCAUCUUCUCUGCGCCGAGAGUGGGAUGGACUUUGAAGGCAUUCGGGCACGACUCUGUGCAUGUACUGAACAACUUCAAGCUCUGGGUGGAGGAGGGCCUGCCGACCGAGAGUGGGGAGUUCUGGGACGUCGAUACAUGCGUGUAUCCCAUUCCGGAAUUUGAUGCUAGUAAGCUGGUCGAUUUCGAGGAAGUUAAGGAGCUGGCGGAGGACCACAACAAGGAGGGCGCGGAGGGGGUGCAGAUUUUGGAUGCGAGGUCCGCGGGAAGAUGGAGUGGGAAGGAUCCCGAGCCCAGGCCUGGAUUGGAGUCGGGACAUAUCCCUGGCAGUAUCUCUGUUCCUAUUUCUGAACUCUUGGAUCCGGUUACGAAGACGAUCUUGCCAGGAGAGCAGCUGAGAAAGAUAUUUGAGGCCAAGGGGAUUGAUCCGGAGAGACCGAUCAUCAACAGCUGCGGAACUGGGGUGACGGCUGCAGUCAUUGAUGCGGCAUUGAGUGAGGCUGGGUAUGGGGAUGAGAGCAAGCGGAGGCUAUAUGAUGGAAGUUGGACGGAAUGGGCACAGCGGGUCAAGCCCUCGGAUCAUCUGAUUGUGAAGGAGCAAUAA